Rhizophagus irregularis DAOM 181602=DAOM 197198 is the source of this 630-nucleotide messenger RNA. The record is from RefSeq and is a predicted model, not a curated record. Lineage: Eukaryota; Fungi; Glomeromycota; Glomeromycetes; Glomerales; Glomeraceae.
AUGUCUAACAAAUCAGAAGAAAAGAAUAUGGAGCCUAGGGCGCCUUUUAAAUGGUCUAAAGAAUCAGAUGAAAAAUUGAAAAAAUUGAAAGAGGAGUUGAAAGCAUCUAUUAAUUGGAGCGAAGUAGACAAGUGGAAUGCAGACGGACGACCGUACGAAGAGCACGAAGAAAUUUUAAUGUUUUUGAAUGAAAAUGAGUUUAUUAGCUUGGAAUCAAAUGAGAAAGAAAACAGAGCAAUGAAGGAGCACUUUACACAAGUUCCAGGAAGAGUAAUCGAACGUCCAGGGAGGAGUGCCGUUCUAAAACUCCCACCGAAGAUGCAACAACUCCCGGACGUUACUACCGUCAAUAUCGUAGUAAAGUUGUUGGAUCCCAUCAAAUAUCCAAUUCAAUCGCGAAUCACAGAAAGAAUACUCAAUGAUCUAAGUAUUUCAGGUCUUUUAAAUGGUGUUAUUGGAUUAAAUGUGAUGGGGAGGGUUAAAACAUAUGAAGUAGGAACAAAAAAAUUAAAUUCUGCGGUUAAUGUUUACAAUAUUGUUCCAAAGGACAUGAUAUUUAUUCACCUGUUUUACCAAAAGAGCAGUAUGUUAUUUUACGCCACUUACGUGGUAUAUGGUUCAGAGCGUUAG